This is a messenger RNA of Perca fluviatilis (European perch), 1500 nucleotides long. It is a transcript of the gene armc1l, whose product is annotated as armadillo repeat containing 1, like. NCBI's taxonomy places the organism in Eukaryota, Metazoa, Chordata, Actinopteri, Perciformes, Percidae. The record is from RefSeq and is a predicted model, not a curated record. Gene Ontology annotation, molecular function: protein binding; metal ion binding.
GCGUUAGCUUCUUUAGCUAGCCACAACGUUAACGCUAGCGCUACGACUUGACUUGACUUGACAUGACAAUGUUUACCAGCUAGCUAACGUUAACUCCGUACCUUGAUGUUCCUAUCUUAAAACAUACAUUAGUGACCGUAACGUGGCUUAAAUCAUCCAUUGAGUUACAUUAACGUUAGUUAAAUGCAUAGCGUUAGCUAGACUAACGUUAUAACGUUAACGUUAGCUAGCUAGCUAGCUAGCUAGCUAUAUAAACAGGUCUGGUAACUAAAAGGUAACAAAGAUGAUGGAUGCACUGUCGGUGGUGCGUCAGCUGCGGGACCUGGCCUCUGAGCCGCAGAACCGAGAGGUGAUAGUGCAGGACCAGGGCUGUCUCCCCGGGCUGGUUCUCUUCUUGGACCACCAGAACCCAGACGUGCUACUCGCAACUCUUCAGACCCUGCGCUACUUGGCUGAGUUGUCUCCCAACAUCUCCACCAUGAAGAAUGAACUGGGUAUGAUGGUGAGCUUGGAGAAUCUAACUGGGAGGGAGGGCCUGUCUAUUGACAUCACAGCCUUGGCCAAGGAGGUGUUUGACAUUCUGAGUGCACCUGCUAAUCUUACGCGCACGCCUGAGAGGGAGAGGAGAAAGAAAUCCCAGUUUUUUAUCAACUCCACCAACAAGAAGGCCAAGUCUGUAACUCUGCACAUCCAGGGGCUGGAUAGCACUGACACGCGAGGCUUGUGUGAGGAGGCUCUUCUGAAGGUCAGAGGAGUGAUCAGCUUCACCUUCCAGAUGGCUUCCAAGAGAUGCACCGUCCGCAUCCGCUCAGACCUGCCCACUGAGAGUCUGGCAUCAGCCAUCGCUGCCACUAAGGUGUUGUCAGCCCAGCAGGUGGUGAAGAAUGAGGCAGGAGAAGACGUUUUCAUCCCUCUGAACCCAUGUGGAGGGGAAGUGCAGCAAAACUCAGCUCUACCAGACUACCUCCCAGAAGAAGAGGAGAGCCCAGAGAAGGAGGUCGACCGAGCGGUUUCCCGCACCACAGCUAAGCAAGAUUCUAAUGGAAGCUGGCUCAACGCCGCCGCCGGUUUCCUCACCAAAACUUUCUACUGGUGAAACUGGCGCAGUUUAAUUCCCUGAGAUCCAGUGAUGUAAAGUUGUGCUAAAAGACUAACUGCUGUGUGUUUUGAAUGAGUGGACAUUACUGGAUGUUAGCACACCAAAGGCCUACAUCCUGGCGUUGUGUGCAUGGUCUGAACUUCACCAACUUGCCAUCAGUUCUCAGAAAAACUACACAUUGUCAAUUCACAAGCACUUCGGAUUUUUGCUUUAUUAUGGUUAUCUGGUUACUAAUGGAUGAUCACACACUUGAAAAAUAUCUUGUCUCUGGACUUGCAUAAUGCUGUUUUCUAUCCAGUAUUCUCAUUAAAUGUAAAUAUUUUCUUAAUCUGUCAAACUGUCCAUUUUCUCCUGACAUGUAAAAAGAAAAAAAAAAAAGACUUUGUUGCUACUUUUCUACA